GAUGUAACGGAAGUUCUGACAAAGGGAUGCUGGAAACUUAAGUUUGGUUUUGUUGGUAUUUUGACGAGUUUGCAAAGCACUGAAGUGUUUGAUUUACACUUGCUAUGCUGUACCAACGAAAUAGCCUGACAUCCGUCAUGUAGAUCACAUAACAGACUCGGACCAAUUCCUGAAGAAUCUCUCAGGAUGGAUUCUGUAAUCAAAUUGUGUUCGGAGCUCUCAAGUGCAGGAGAAGAGUAUGUUCUGCUGACCGCUGGAAAUGAAGGCAACCAGAAGCAGUUUGGGUCUGUCAAGGGGAGACAAUUCCUACAGGUCAAUCAGGACUUGGCUCAGCGUUUCUUCAGUUACUGUUACAAUGCUGCCAGUACGUCUAUGUAUAUGGGAGGCCAGAGCUACGGUCAUGCUAUGGAGGUGGUAUCCAUGUCUGCCAACAGAAACUCGGCCCUCCCUUUAGGUCACUCCCACCAUCCUGUCAGUGACAGUACAGCCAACAGAAACUCGACCCUCCCUUUAGGUCACUCCCACCAUCCUGUCAGUGACAGCACAGCCAACAGAAACUCGGCCCUCCCUUUAGGUCACUCCCACCAUCCUGUCAGUGACAGCACAGCCAACAGAAACUCGGCCCUCCCUUUAGGUCACUCCCACCAUCCUGUCAGUGACAGCACAGCCAACAGAAACUCGGCCCUCCCUUUAGGUCACUCCCACCAUCCUGUCAGUGACAGCACAGCCAACAGAAACUCGGCCCUCCCUUUAGGUCACUCCCACCAUCCUGUCAGUGACAGCACAGCCAACAGAAACUCGGCCCUCCCUUUAGGUCACUCCCACCAUCCUGUCAGUGACAGCACAGCCAACAGAAACUCGGCCCUCCCUUUAGGUCACUCCCACCAUCCUGUCAGUGACAGCACAGCCAACAGAAACUCGGCCCUCCCUUUAGGUCACUCCCACCAUCCUGUCAGUGAUAGUGCGGCCAGUACCAUCGCAGGAGCUCUUCAAUCUUUGGCGGCAGAAUUCCAAAUGGGGCGACCUCAAAAUUCUGCUAUGAUGCCGAUGGGGUCUAGUGGAAUAGGUGUAGGUGAGGGACAUCAGGACUUUGAGAUGACAUCUCAGGAUCGGGAUGUGAUGUCAACCUAUAUGGGUAAUGUCUCCUACGGUAGCCAUCAUUCAAAUAUGAAUAUUGGAAAUAUGAGCAAUAUGAAUCAUUCAGAUAUUUGUGUUCAAAAUACAAACACCCAUGCUAAUGAUUAUUUGAUCAGAACUAAUAUCGGAAAUGAAAAUUUCACUGCCCAACCAAUGAACAGGGAAAGUUUGAUCCCAAAUUUGAAUGAAAAUAAUUCCAAAUCUCAGGAGGAUUUCACUGGAAACCAAAAGGAAAAUACAAAAUUUGUUGAAAAUGGAAGCGAAAAUGCAAACUUUGUUGAAAACCAAAACAAAUGCACAAGUUUUUCUGAAAAUCAAACUUCUAAUCCAGAUUUUGAUUCUAAAUCAGAAACCAAAAUAACAUUUGAAGAUGAUCAUAAAAAGCAGAUUACUGAUGAGACAGGCUUGUCGAAUAAUCAGGAAAAAACAGCUUCAGCAAGUGGUGAAAAGAGUCUGGCCUAUGUCUCAGAAAAACACAAGGUUGUGACAGCAAGCCUUCCUAAAGAAAAACAUUUUGAUGACUCGGAUGACAGUAACUUCAGUAUUGGCUUCGAGACAGACUUCAACCUCCGUGAUCAUCAAGACGAUUUAAAAUUGGUCAUCAGCAAUGUUGUUUCCACUUUAGACCGUGAAAAUAAUGCGGACAUUAAAAAUGAAGUUCAAGAUGGAAAACCACAGGUCAAUAAAAAUGCCAACUACAGGAGGAAAAAGUCGAGAAAACAGAGAAAAGAUGUGACGGAGACACGACAAUCAAGGACAAGAAAAGAGAAACAGUUUAUCGCAGAAGAAAGUGAUGAUAUGGAAUCUGAUAUUGACAAAAUCAACAGUGAAGAUGACGAUUAUGCUUUAUCUGACGGUAUCGAUAGUGAGGCUACGAUCGUGUCUGAUGGGGAAAACAAUGAAACUUCCUGUUUGCGUGGCGCUGCGAAACGUAAAGCAGCCUUUCAGUGUCAUCGUUGUGGUGUUUGCCAUAAAACAUUCGCAAAUUCUUCAAAUUUACGUCGCCAUGAAAAGUCUCACGGUGUACAGGGGGACCAGCGUCGGUGUGUGAAGUGCAAUGAGUUUGUUCUUAUUAACGAUAUGAAGCGCCAUUUGAGAGCAAAACAUGCCAACGAUAACAAGAAACAGAAAUUACACUGUAAAGAUUGUGGAAAGGUCUGCAUGUCGAAAUCACUCCUACGUCAACACGUCUCCAAGGCACACGGCGAGGUGAAGUUCAAGUGUGACAAGUGCCACAAAGUAUUCAUGUCGGAGGACGCAUUCAAAAGUCACAUGGUAAAACACUUACAGAAACACGUGUGUGGAGUCUGUCAGCAGACCUUUGCCACACAGGCUGGUCUAGCUCAGCAUUCCUCCGACACACAUCACGUCGACAUACAGUGUGAAGUUCAGAAGUGCAGUUUGUGUGGCCGGAGACGGGGACAACAACACAAGUGUCCCGGGAAGAAAAUUAAAGUGCAAAGGGAGUUCAUCUGUCUGGUCUGUAACAAACACUUCUCACGGAUACAGAACCUGAAUCUCCAUCGGAGAAUACACAAUGAUAACAGAACCAAGCUGAAGUGUGAGCUGUGCGACAAGUUAUUUUCUGAUCGGUGUAGUUUGAAAAAACAUGUUCGGUAUGUUCACAGUGCCGAGAGAAACUUUGUGUGCGACGUUUGUGGGAAAUCCUUCAAACAGAACGAUACCUUGAAGAACCAUGUCAGGAUUCACGCUGAGGAGAAAACCGAUGAAUUUAAAUGUGGGCUUUGUUCUAAGUUACUCUCCAGUAAGUCGGCAUUGAAUGUGCACUACCGCUCGCACACCGGAGCGAAACCUUACAUGUGUGAAAUAUGUGGCAUGUCCUUCCGUCAGGUGGCCAACAUGCGAAAGCACAUGUUGAUACACACCACCGCCAAGGCUAACCAGUGUGAACUCUGUGGCAAGGAGUACAAGUACCGCGACUCGUGGAAGGCCCACAUGAGGAGUCACGUCAUCAAAGAGGGUCUGCGACGAGAGGUCAUCAAAACCAAGUACGGGAAGGUUUAUAACUGUGAAUACUGCCAGAAACAGUUCUCCACAGCGUCACAGUACAAAGUUCACAUCCGCACACACACGGACGAACGACCGUUCAAGUGUGACAUGUGUGAGAAAGCAUUCAAGGAGAAAGGGAAGCUGAGUCGCCAUGUGAAUCGCGUCCAUUCUCAGAUGUUGUCGAUGCAUCCUCAUCAGAAGGUAUCAAUGGACAGUCGUAUAGUAAUACCGGUACCCAAUGACCACAUCAUGUACUACACUGGGGCCGUGGCUGGGGUGUAGUAAUACUGGUUCUAUACAGGAACUCGAGCAAAUCAAACAUUUUUGUUUUAUGUGGGACAAAACUGAUUUCAGAAAAAAACAUUUUGGUGCUUGGUAGAUAAUUUCAUUGUAAAUAUUGAACAUGGGAAGGAUGAAAAGGGCUGUCUUGUGAUGCUGUGACUGAAGCUCUUUGUAUGAUAUUUGAUGUGCUUGUGAAUUUGAAUCUCUUGUGCAAUAUACAUGGUAAAAGUACUUAUAUUUAAAUGAAAAUUCAGGCAACACUUAAACUUAUUAAUCUGGUUUUACGCAUUAAGUAAGAAAACCUGUAAGUCUUUGCCGUUUGUGAAAUGGGCGUGUAGAACAUGAAUUGCAAACAAAAAACAAUUCUUAAAUAUUGACAAUGAAGUCAACAAGUUUCGAUGUGGAAUUAUACUGACAUAGUUUAUUUGUAUUGUUUUCCAAUCCAUGUAUUAAGAAAAUAUUAAUGAUUAAAACAUGUCAAUUAGAUCUGAUUAAACAUUGAGUCAAGAUGAAAUAUGUAAUAUUUUCAACAUGUCGACCACCUAUAUAUAGUUAUUAUGUAUGGUAAGCUGUACAUGUGUCCUCGUCGGGACAACUUCAGCCUCAUUACAAAACAAGUGAAGUUACAGUGAUGUUUUUUCCUAGUUUUAAAGUGAAUACAAGCUGCUUCGUCUAGCUUAAAAGUGCUUUAUUUCCCCAAAACAAAGAAAAAAAUUCAGGAAUGUCUUCCAAAUUUCAAUAAAAAUAAUGCUAUAUUUUCUCAAUUUAUGUAGGAUAUAGGAAAAGGCUGAAUUUAGGUUAAAAAAUUACUGAGAUGAACAGUUCAUUGGUUGAUACUGGGUAGUGACUGGUAUUUGUUGUAUUACAUACCUGUAUAAUGUCUUUUAACCAAUAUUCCAAAAUCUGUGGCUUUUGACUAGCGAUAUCGGACGAUAGUCACAAUACUCGUGGUCAAGUAAGUGGCGGCGGCCUUGCUGACCUAGUUAUGCAAUUUUCAGAAUGAGUGGGUGUGUCUGCAUGUAAUUAGAAAUAAUAGAUCUUUGUAUAAAUAGAACAAUAAGACACUUGUCGUUUGAUAUCAAGCAGAAGAGCCCUAUAGAGGGUGAAAGCUGCUAGUUUGUCACUAUAUAUCUAUUUUACUAUACAAAGAAAUAACCAAUACAAACAUCGUAAACCUUUCACCACUAGACCAUAUUAAUGGACUUAUCCAGAACAAUGCAUGGCAGAGUUCAUUAAAGUUACACAGGGGUGAAAGGAUUAAGAUAAAUUUGGUUCUGAAGAUGAGGAAACUCUGCAUUAACGGAUAGUUUACCACUUCUUUCAAAGUGAGACACAAGUUUUUUUCAAUUUGUCUUCAAAAUGUUUUUGUUUGUUAUGCAAAAUAUCAUAAAUAAAUAUUAUUUUUGAAAAUUUGCCUGAUCAGAAAGACAUGCAGUGUUUGUAUCUAUCACAAUUUGCAAGUUAUUGUGGCAAAACCAGUUUUCCGUCCAUAUGAUUCUGGCUUGUUACGGUUGCUAGGAGACACUACAAUGUCCUGUUGAUUAUAUAUGAUGUCAUAAUGUUGUAACUUAACAUUUAAACUUAUCGCCUGAAGAUGGCCACAAGGCUUGAUGUUAGUGAUGAUCGACUAGAUUUUCCUUGUUGAUGAUUUUUUAGUCAGCUUACAGCGGAGGGUCAAAAGUCUUUCUCGUUAUGUCAUUUUUCCAUUAGAUUCAGUGUUAAUUUUCUGUUGGAAAAUCAGUUUUCCCAGCUUUGUUUUUAGUAAGAAAUUGAUGAGCUAGAGAAAUAUCAAGCCCUUCUUUUGGCAAGAGUUACAUAAUUACACGUUUUAUGAAAUUCCAUGAUGAGUUAAUUGACCAAAACAAUUUUUUAUGGCACAAUUUAACAAUUUGUCUAUGGGAAUGACGUCGAAGUGUAGCUCUACCUCUUGUGCUGGGAUGAAAAGUGAUAUCUCAACAACAGAGGAAGGGAUACUUAUAUAAAUGUAUAUACUAUUACCAGGAGAAACAAUGGAUAAUUCUCUUACUGGAGAUCAAGUUUUAUAAAAAUUGGAUGUUAAACAAACUCACGAACCUAUAUCGAAAAAUGGUAAAAUUAACAAAGAAUCCAAUGGGAAACUGACACAUCAUGAAAGACCUUUGACCUCUGUCUGUAUAUUUGUGAGUCUUUGUUUUUAUGUACAAUGUAAUGCAUCUGUUUGUAUAUAUAUACACAUGUGUAUGUAAUUGUUUAUCAAGAGAUCUAGAACUAUGUCGCCCAUUGCUUUGAUUUUUAUUAAUUGAUACCCUUUAACUCAUUCACCCCUGAAACUUCAUAAUGAACUGUUCCAACCUUUGAAUUAGAAGAGUUCAAAUGUGUCUUCAGGGGUGAAUGGGUUAAGUAUUGCUUGUUCUUGUCAUUCUUGAGAGAACAAGUAAGUACAGCUGUCUUGGAUAGUUAAAUUGAUUUCACAGGACUGGGUCCAAAAUUGAAAAAAUUGAAGUGUGGUUAAUGAGCCUCUAAUGAAAGGUGUAGUUUUAACUGAUGUACUUAUAGAGUGUGAUAGAGCACAGGUUUCAUUUCCUUGAAUUUAUGCUAAGUUCAUCUUAAUUAUACUCCCGCAACAAAGUUAGGGGGAGUAUACUGGAAUCACCCUGUCUGUCUGUCUGUCGUCCACAGUAACUUGUC
This is a messenger RNA of Mizuhopecten yessoensis (Yesso scallop), 6096 nucleotides long. RefSeq lists its product as uncharacterized. The transcript is spliced from 4 exons. Bases 187 to 3429 code for a protein of 1080 amino acids. The record is from RefSeq and is a predicted model, not a curated record. Lineage: Eukaryota; Metazoa; Mollusca; Bivalvia; Pectinida; Pectinidae.